AUGGAUCAGCGCGCCGCCCCAGAUUUCAUACUCGAAGCCUUUGCAGACCCUAACUCGGUGCGCGAUGUCGUCCGCGGAAUCCUCCACACCAUCUUCUUCCUCCGCUUCUUCCCCUCCGUAAUCCCGCAAACCCGCGACGUCCUGGGGCUCGAGCUGGCCUACGUCCCCGAAGCCGAGAUCGAGACGCUCAUCGACCAGCGCGUGGCGGCGCUCGUGCGCCAACUCGAAUCCGAGCGCCACCAGUCCCACCAUCUGUCCACCGAUAACCGCGGCGGCGGGUUGGGACUCGGGCUCAUAGGAGGAGGGAGAGGAACGCCGCCUCCCUCUACAACCGGCGGCGGCGGGCGCGGCCAAAUCACAGUCCAGUUUCUCGAGAAGCGCCGGCGCAAGACAUGGUACGCCAUGCGCGGCGACGACGAAGUCUGCUGGGAGAGCUGGACGGUCAAGGUGACGGUGGCCGAUCCGCGGACAGAAGGCGUUUCUUUUCGGAAAGCAGAACGAGCCAAGCUGCGCCGCGCCUCCGAAACAACACUCCACAACACAAUCAUGAAGGCCAUCACCCUCGCCAACGCACACAAGGACCACAUCCCGCCCAUCACCACGACCGAGUCGAACCCCUUUCCCUACCAGAUCCAUGUCGGCGGCAGCGGGCAGCAGCAAAAAGACGGGACGACGGCGACAUUACCGGCAGCAGCAGCAGUAGGCGGUGGCGGAGGAGGAGGUGGUGGUGGCGGUCCCGCGGCUACCGCGGCUGCGGCUGCUGCGGGGUGGGCGACGCGGAUGGGUAUCUACUAG
Molecule: messenger RNA, 795 nt
Organism: Parathielavia appendiculata
Lineage: Eukaryota; Fungi; Ascomycota; Sordariomycetes; Sordariales; Chaetomiaceae
Product: DUF1649-domain-containing protein
Exons: 3
Coding region: 1-795 (264 amino acids)
Biological process (GO): autophagy; autophagosome assembly
Cellular component (GO): phagophore assembly site
Source: RefSeq, a predicted model, not a curated record